UCACGACCACGGUCGCCCCGACCACCGCCGCCCCGAACACCAGCACCACUACGGCGGCCUGCGCGGCCCUGGGCGAAGACUGCAGGGGCGCGCAGUGCUGCCUGUCGGCGGGCACCGCGUGCUUCGAGAAGAACGCGACCGCGGCGUUCUGCAAGGCGGACUGCGCGGGCGGCCCCGACAUGGCGGAGGCGGAGUACUCGGCGUGGACGUGCCAGCAGCUCGGGCCACGCGCCGCGGGCGAGGCGCGGCCGGUCGACUGGGAGCUGGCGCCUGCUCCCAAGUGGGUGAAGGAGAGCUGCUCCCCGGAGGGCGCCAACUGCCUCGAGACGAGGUGCUGCAGCGACGGGGGCAUGCAGUGCUACGCCAAGCACGAGUCGCUCGGCUGGUGCAAGCCGUCCUGCACGCCUGGCGUGGACUUCGAGGACGCCGACUCGGAGCCCUGGAGCUGCAAGGAGGUCGGCCCCCGCACGCCCGGGAAGAUCCCGGUGGUCGACACGACGGGCCUGCCGAUGCCGGCGUGGGCCGCCAGCGCCUGCGCCUCCAGCGGCGAGAACUGCACCCUCGCGAGGUGCUGCAGCGAGCCGGGCCACAGGUGCUUCGCGAAGGGCAACGGGUGGGCCUCCUGCAGGCCGGAGUGCGUCCCAGGCCCGCAGCCGGACGACCGCGCGGACAGGCCGUGGACAUGCGAGGCGCUCGGGCCGAUGAGCCCAGGCGUCGCCACGAUCCCCAAGAUCCGGCGGGGCUCCUUCCUCGUCGUCGGCGACUGGGGCUGGGACGAGAAGAACUCCGGCGGCAUCACCCAGGAUUGCCAGAAAAACAUCGCGGCUGCGAUGGACAGAAAGAUGACCGAGCUUGGGGAUGUGAAGUUCGUGAUUAGCUUGGGUGACUCGUUCUACUCCAACGGCGUCGAAGACAAGAAGGACCCGGAGUGGGACCUGAAGUGGCGCUGGGUGUACAGCGUGCAGCUUCGCAGUGUCGCCUGGUACAGCGUGUAUGGCGACCACGACUACCACAAGGACCCGUGCGCGUGCACCCCGGACGACGAGAAGUGCGCGCAGACCAAUUACGACAAGGACGACUUCCUGUACUUCCGGAUGCCCGGCACCAGCUACUUCCACGAAUACCCGGAGCUGGGCAUCGAGCUAGUGGGGCUUGACCUCAACAACUUCCAGAAUGGAGCUGACUUCGAGGACGAGAAUUCAGCGGACGAGCUCAUGUUCCAAGAUUGCUUCAAGACCGCAUGCGCUUUCAAGUGCCUGGACUACAUGAAGAAUCGUACGCAGAGGAGUCUGGAUCUCUUCUACGACCGCGCGAAGAAAUCGACCCAGAAGUCGCUGGUUGUCUUCUCUCACUACCCGACAGACUAUUUCAGAGCCGCCCCAAAGUUUCUCGAGACACUCAGUGACAACUCCACUUACGGCAUCACCUACUACGGCGCCCACCGCCAGACAAUCGACCAGUCUGGCGUCUCCAUCGAGCCGAACACCAACUGGGUCGUCGGCGGCGGCGGCGGGGACAAGUGCAAGACGACCAGCACGCAAGGCUUCGUCGUCGGAGAGAUCUGGGGCGACAGCUCGAUUACGUCCACUCCCGUCGCCGUCGACAACAGCGCCUGCUGCGCCGAGAGCUGACGGGGGCCCGCGCCGCCCCCACCGCAGACCGCGGGGGCCUGUGCUCCGUGGAGCAACGUCGGCCUCUGAUCACGGUUCAUGCCGCGUCCUUGGCAAGGGUUGCGGGCGCACUCGUCCUAGCCGUACUGGCACGAGCUGCCAGCACACUCGCUCCGGCCCAUCUGGCACGAGCUGCGAGUACAUUCGCUCUGGCCUUCUUGGAGAGAUCUGCAAGCGGCAGUGAAGCGUGCCAAAGCGUGCUUCAUGAAUUGGCGACCGCCUUGAAUUAGCCGCUGUCCGCGCCCCCACGAGGUGACGAGGUGCCGGUCUGCAAGUGACACUGACGGCGUGCUAAAGCGGGCUUCAUUCUCUUCCAUGGCACACGUGCCACUUGUUAUUUCGCGACUUUUGACUGCCUUGAAUGGGCCGCUGUCGGCGCCCCCACGAGGUGCCCUGAAUUAAUCCCUGUCGGCGCCCCAACGAGGUGCGUUUCAGGUGCAACUUCCGCUCGUCAAGCUCAGGUGCUGCAGGCAUUCGUAGCUGCUUCUUGUAGGGCAGCUGGGCCCAUGCCUCGGCCUACAUUCAGUCCGAUUGCGCGGAUCGAGCGGCGGCUUCGAUAGAGACGAACAUGUUGGG
This is a messenger RNA of Prorocentrum cordatum, 2246 nucleotides long. The record is from the annotation of a GenBank genome assembly. NCBI's taxonomy places the organism in Eukaryota, Dinophyceae, Prorocentrales, Prorocentraceae.